UUUCUGAACGCUCUCGCUUCUCUGCAACUGCACCAAAAUGUUGAAAAGAUCUAUAACACACUGCAUAUUCGACAUGGACGGGCUGCUUCUUGACACCGAAAGCAUAUAUACCAAGGUCACCCAAACCAUUCUCGACAAGUAUGCCCCAGGAAAGACCUUCACGUGGGAUGUUAAGAGUCGACUAAUGGGGACAACGUCGUUUGAGAGCGCCAAGAUUGUUGUGCAAGUUUAUAAUCUACCCAUGAGCGUUGAGGAGUACCUGCUAGAGACUUCUGAAAUGCAAGAGAAGAUGUGGCCAGAGUGUGCGUUACUGCCUGGUGUCGAGCGCCUGGUCCGUCACCUGCACCACCACAAGAUCCCUAUCGCCGUCGCAACAUCGUCAACCCGCCAAAAAUACCUGCUAAAGACACAGAAUCAUCGACACCUCUUCGACCUAUUUGCCUCCGUGACUUGUGGUGACGAUCCAGACAUUCUUCGGGGCAAACCGGCACCGGAUCUGUUUCUUGCGGCCCAGAAAGCGUUGAAUGCCCCCAUUGCCGAAGCCUGCUUAGUUUUUGAGGACGCCGUGAAUGGUGUAGAAGCAGGUAAUGCUGCGGGUAUGCAUACGGUGUGGGUGCCGGAUGAACAGAUGGUUAAUGUCGUCGGGAGGGAAAUUGGUGCCACCCUGGUACUAAAUACUCUAGAGGAUUUUGAACCUGAAUUGUUUGAUCUACCAUCCUUUUGAGGCACCGUUUACAUGUAGACAGUGUCCUAUAGAUAGGUACAGGCAGAUAGAGAUUGCGAACAUGUGUAUUUAUUCAUCUGUGUCGAGAUUUUGAAUUGGAAAACUUCCGAUGUGCCAGCUUAGGGG
Messenger RNA from Spizellomyces punctatus DAOM BR117, 850 nucleotides. Its product is annotated as HAD hydrolase, family IA. Lineage: Eukaryota; Fungi; Chytridiomycota; Chytridiomycetes; Spizellomycetales; Spizellomycetaceae. The record is from RefSeq and is a predicted model, not a curated record. The transcript has 4 exons. Gene Ontology annotation, molecular function: phosphatase activity. Bases 38 to 724 code for a protein of 228 amino acids.